Molecule: messenger RNA, 2820 nt
Organism: Lytechinus pictus (painted urchin)
Lineage: Eukaryota; Metazoa; Echinodermata; Echinoidea; Temnopleuroida; Toxopneustidae
Exons: 6
Coding region: 56-589 (177 amino acids)
Source: RefSeq, a predicted model, not a curated record
GAUUAUAAUGUUCCAAUAUUUCUUAUGCAGGUAAAUAACAGAACAUAACUACAUCAUGUAUGCUGAAACGAAAAGGCGGACAUACUUCCAGAUGGGGAUAUUUCUCGUCGGGAUUGGGUUUUUGCUGUCCCUAAUCGGGGUUUAUUACGUCAAUGGGCUGAACUACAUUGGAUCAACAGUGUACGGUCUUGCAACGCAGAGGGCGGCAACACUGUGGGGAGGAAUCCUGCUUGUCUGUCUUGCCCUGAGGAAUGUCACUCUAGGUCAUCCUAGCAACAGAUUCGCAACAGAUUCCAUGUGGGAUACAUUUUCAGCGAUCUUCACCAAUCUGUUGGCAUUCCUCAUCUCCGGUGCUGUAGUAGGAGUCACCCUGUGGGCUCACAUUGACUUUCUGAGGAAUGUAGAUGUCUCAACACUUGAGGGCAGCACAGAGCUCGUAAACCUGAUCGCUAUUCUCUUGUUGGGCACACUUGGCAUGCUGACGACUAUUGUUGGCUGCAUAGUAGCAUGUUUCCCCAUCUCAGACGGGCAGGCACCCCCAGCCGGUGAACAAUUCGCAAUGGACAACCAGGGGUUUAACAAACACUAAAGAAACAACAACAUCUACAUGUUACUUAGAGCUGGGCGUAAACACACGAAAAAAAAAUCUUCAAACUUUUCUGCAAACUGAUCCACCGGGCGCCUGAACUUCAAUUUGAAACUACGCCCUCUCUCGGCUGAGCAUGCAGUAAAUACAACAACCAACGGGGUAAAGUCAAUGCAUCGCGUUUUGGCAUGCUACUGCCCGUGCAGUUGUGAUUAUAGAUGAUGCAACUAGCGAGAGAUUAUUAUAACAACAACAACAAUUAGGGUAUAUAUUUAUAAAAAGAAAAUGUUUUCUUAUAGAUAAACCUGGGCUAAAGAUAUAAAGUGAAGAUUAAAAGAUGAUUAUGUAAACCCUUCUUUCUAAAUUCCUUAGAUUGCGAUCGGGGACCAAUCCAAAGUUUGAUUGAAGAUUUCAAUCGAAUAGAUUGAGACUUCAAUCUUAUUUGAUUGAAACAGUCCCAGACCACUAUCUAUGAGAUUGACUUUUUUCAAUCUACGGAAUUUAGAGAGUUUUGAUUUACAACAGUUCCGCUUGUCUGUAUAGCAUAACUGUGCAGUGUUUUAAUCUAUUGAAUGCGGUUUGUUAUUGAUAUGUGCAUAAAUCAUUUUGAUUUGAUUUUUUUUAAAGAUAUUGCCAUUGCAAAUAUCAAUUCAAUAAGAUUAUGAACAUGUAUAGUUUUAGUGUGUUUCAUUAUUUAUCACUAUUAACCCUAUUUUGGUAGGUUUUUUAAAUUUUAUUUUGAAAAUUAGAUGUUUUUUAGACUUUUUGUGAAUUGUUUGAAAACUUGUAUUUUAUGAAUAUUGGCUAAAGACACAAUCACAACAUCAUAACCGAUUCCAGAUCAUCAAAGCUAUUGUUUGAAUGGAAUAUCAUUAGUUUGUUCACUGUAAAAACGCUGUUUAAAAUUGUAAGCACGUUGUGCAAGCCCGUCACUCUAACAGCUGCUGUUUGAACUUUUUAAACAAUUGUUUAAACUAUUUGAACAACUGUUUUAACCUUUUAAACAACUGUUUGAACUGUUUAAACAACCGUUUUUGCUUUUUAAACAGCUGUUUAAAAAGUUUAAAUGAUUACAAAAAGUUUAAACAACUUAUUGUUAGAGUGACAAGCUUAAACAACGUGCUAUAUUUUUAACUGUGUUUGGAGUUGGCUCAGCUUAUCACUGACUGCUGCAUGCACAAUAUGUGUGUAGAAUAGGGGUUAAUAAGGGGGUUAUCAGUCUAGGGCGUAAUUAUUUCCUUUAUUUAAUUGUUUUUAAACAUGUAAAAUUGUAGCCUAUAUACAAAUCGAAAUGAAAUUCAUACUGUAACCUAAUACAUAUAAUAAUGAAUCGAAUGAUAGUAAAUAGAAGAAAAUUAAAAUAAUAAAAAUGAAACUCAAUGUCAUCGAAAUCGGAUGAAUGAUAUUAUUUUUUGUUGAACUUCAGUUAGGUUUAUCAAUACUUCUGAAAUAUCUAGGUUCAUGUUUGAAUUAUGAAAAUCAUUGGUAUUUUAACCCUCUUUGUAUACUGUCAUUUUUCUUCUAUGAUUUUUUCAGUUACAUUAUGAUGUUUGCAAUGUUGUACCUGUACAAUAUGUCUGUAUAUUUUAAUCCCAGUUUUAUACAAUUUAGAAUUUAAUCAAGAAUUAAUUUCUUGAUAUUAUAAGAAAAUGAAUAAAUAACAAGAAUCGUCGUCACUUGCACAACUCUGCACAGUUUGAAUAUUUGAGGUUUGCUCCAAAAAAGCUGUUUAAAUAUUUAAACUCUAACGACUAUUAUUUUGAAUAAUUCAUAUACAACAAGUCGAUUCAAUUAGUAAAUAUUCAAUAUACAGCAAAAAAAUGUAUAGACAAUUUUUAAAUAUUGUAUUGGUGUAGAACGUUGGUUUGAUUUGAGAGAAUGUACAUUUUCUUAUAUAUUUUUGUAACAAAUUUCUUAUUUUGUUGGAAAAUAUCAUGUAUAUAUUACUAUUAUGGUUUUAUAGACCAUGUUUCAUCGUUUUCACAACAAAGCGAACAGCACAAAGAAAUUGAUGUCUUGUGGCUGAUGUUUUUUAACGAAUAUUUUGGCAUUGAAUGAUUUUUAAAGGAAUGUUAAUUUGAUGAGAUACAUGGUCAGGCAUGUGGCAUUGGAUUUUUUCUUCAAAGAAUUGAUUUGAUGAUAUCAAACAAAAAUUCUAAAUAAUAUGAUAUUUAUGGUAAACUUCUUGUAUAUAUAUAUAUACUGUAUAUAUAUAUAUAUAUAUAUAUAUACAA